AUGGAAGAUCUUGUGCGCAAGUUUCAAUGUCUUUCCCAAGAAUGGAACAAGAAGAACCAUGAUUUAACUGCUUGCCAAGAAAAACUGGAAAAGUUGACGCUUGACUUGACGCGUUUUUGUUAUAUGCCAAAUCGUGAAACAUUCGCCUCUAAAAGGGAGCUUCUCAUUGCACGUGAUACCCUGGAGAUUGGCGCUAUUUUAUCUCUCGAGAAACGUGAUAUGGCUGCCUUCGAACGUUAUAUGUCACAAUUGAAAUGUUACUACUGUGAUUACAAAGUCAAUUUGCCUGGUUCUCCUUACAAAUAUGAAUUGUUUGGGUUGAAUCUGCUACGCCUACUCGCACAAGGAAGAUUGGCUGAGUUCCACACAGAAGUUGAGCGUUUAUCAUCAGAAGAAAUUAAUGCAAAUGCCUACAUCAAGCACCCACUUUCAAUGGAGCAAUACUUGAUGGAGGGUAGUUUUCAUAAAGUGUUCCUCUCUAAAGGAAAUGUUCCAUCGGAACGUUACAACUACUUCAUUGACAUCCUCCUAGAUGCUACUAGAGAUGAAGUAGCUUCGUGCAUUGAAGUUGCCUACGAAGAGCUCUCCGUUGAAGAAGCAACUAAGGCGCUAUUUUUUACCAAACCAGAACAAAUGAAGAUCUAUGCGAAACAGCGUCAGUGGACUCAGGUUAACGGCAAGUAUGUGUUCGCGAAGCCUAAUAAGCAGACUGAAAAUGCACUACCUGCUACUGACCUGGCGAAAAUUCUUCUUUAUUAUACUCACGAAUUAGAACAAAUAAUAUAG
Echinococcus granulosus is the source of this 786-nucleotide messenger RNA. Its product is annotated as 26S proteasome non-ATPase regulatory subunit. The record is from RefSeq and is a predicted model, not a curated record. Lineage: Eukaryota; Metazoa; Platyhelminthes; Cestoda; Cyclophyllidea; Taeniidae. Gene Ontology annotation, biological process: proteasome-mediated ubiquitin-dependent protein catabolic process. The transcript has 7 exons. Gene Ontology annotation, cellular component: nucleus; cytosol; proteasome regulatory particle. Bases 1 to 786 code for a protein of 261 amino acids.